UCGCCACUGGAUGGCAUUUAGCAAAUUACCGCCGAACGGGUCGCUACAAUUUUAGGAACUCCGGUCGCUGAUCACUGGUCUCUCUUCAGUGGGGAAAACGUGUAGUUUUGGGUUUUUUUUCUCCUGGUGAGAAUAACUUUAAGAAAAAAAAAACUAACAGUGUAAGUGGAAUUGAACCCACUAAAGCUGCGGUUCCGGAAUCUCGCAAAACCGCAACACGUGUGUUUAACCAUUCUUCUGGUGUGCCAUUAUUUCCCGAUUGCCAUUAUUGGUUUGGUUUGGUGGUUUGUGUGCUUCUUGAGGGCUUUCCUGGGGGUUCAUCAUCAUCAUCGGCGUGCCCCGGAAGGUUGACAACACUUGAAGCAAAUUCCCCCUUCCAGUAGCUAGGAACCAAUCCCGAAUGCUCAAGCUCAAGUUCUAACCAUAGAGCAGGGCAAGGGAAAAAAAGGAUCUCAAGUGGAAUCGUGCGUGAUUGGAAUACGUAAUAGUCGGUGCUCGAAAUAGGAAGCAAAUUAGGAAACGAUUACCUGUUGGUUGAUUUUCGAGUGGAAGUUGACGGAACCGAGGGAAGAAAAAAAGGGUGCCAACUCACCCCCUCAGUGUGAGAGAAAACAAAUCCUGUCGAACAAGUGCUCGCUCCAAGGAAGAAGAAAAAAGCAGAGCCUCUUACCAGGAAAUGAAUGCCUUCGUUGAAUAAAUUGGAGGAAGAAAAACGCAAGUGGUGUCGGUUAAGUGAAAACGUUUCUCGGGAAAAUUGAGAGGCAUCGAAAAAAAAAACAAGUUAUCGAAAGGAUUAAAUUGAGAAGCACCACCCAAGUGAGUUCAGCAGUGUUUUUCCGUUGGAGGGUGUCGGAAUUUCGCUUUUUUCCGAUACAUUUCUUCUUAAUUCGAGUACCAGUCUUCCCAGAACGAGAAGAGACAGGAAAAACCCUGUACAAACGAAAAUGAUGCGUCCGUUACCAUUGUUAAUUUGCGCACUUGCGCUCACCACCACGACUCAGGCAGUCGUCAACAGUGAAGCACAACGCCGUGAAGCACCAAUAGCCGACUCGUACGGCCCACCGCCUUCAUCUCCCGAGUUCAGCUCGGCCGAAUUACCAGCUCCAGUAUAUGGAGCCCCGGCCGUAGCUCACUAUCCUCCACCUCCACCGGAUAUUCCACCACCGGUUCAGGCACCGAUCGUUCCGCACAAAGAGUAUGGCGUUCCGGUGCAAAAUUUCGGUCCUCCGAAGAUCAACAUCGAAUACGGACCUCCUCAGCAGCACAAACCAAUCUUUCACCAACCCCCAAAACCUAUCUACGGUCCACCUCCACAACAACAUCAUCACUCCCAUCCACCUCCACCACCACCUCCGAAGAAACAAUCCUCCUUCCUGGAGUCCCUGUUUUCGACCUUUGGUUUCGGAGGUGAAUCCGAGCAUCACCACGCCCCUCCACAGCAUCACUAUGGACCUCCACCUAAACCCGUCUACGGUCCACCGGCUCCGAAACCAGUCUACGGCCCACCUUCCUUCCCACAGCAGGCUCCUCCAAAACCAAUCUAUGGUCCACCCAAACCAAUCUACGCCCCCGCCCCGAAACCCAUCUACGGACCACCUAAACCUAUUUUUGCAGCUCAACAGUCAUCAUCGUUUGGCCAUCACGCCUCUGCUCACGUCCCACCAACUCCUCCGGAGAUCAAGUGUGACGGCUGGAAACCAAUCGCUGGCCCAGUUGGUCAGGCCAACCACGCCUCUCAUUCUAGCGGUGAACUCCAUGCUCCAGAAUCAUCCUACGGACCACCACCCAGUGGCGAUUUCUUGUCCAUCGCUGGUGCCGAAAUUGGUCAGCAACUCCCUCGCCUGGAACAUGGUCCGGCCUUCAACAGUGAUCUUCACGGUGGUCAAUCGCUGGAGCUGUCCAAGGGAAACAGCUUUGAGAUUCGUUCGAACCUCAUCUCUGACUCUUACGGCGCUCCUCCGGUAGAAUCCUUCGCACCAGGUGGCUAUAAGCCAUCGUUCGUUAAACCUCUACCCCCGCCUCCUCCAGCAUCUCCACCGCUGAAGAUCCAGUUGCCACCAUCUCCCAUCUACGGAGCCCCACACGGACCAUCUCACGGACCAUCGCAUCGCCCAGGAUCAUAUCCAGGACUAGGAAUCUCCCACGGAACCAUCAGCGGAAACCUCAAACCAUGGGCCGGGCACCUCGUCUCGCCUCCACGUCAACCGAUCGCCUAUCGACCUCCGGUCCCAGCAGGCCUCAUCGAAUCCAUCGGCCAAACCGUUGAGCACCUGGACCAGUUCGGUAACAAACCCCACUACACCGGAGACGUUUAUCUGCCACCUCCAACCAGUGACGUUGCCACCGCCCAACCAUCCCUGGAACUGAACACUCUCCCCUCCGAUCACCCUCCGAAACCUUUCCUGACCCAGCACCAGCUCUCGGAAUCGGCAGCCCAAAUUCAGCAGCCACGAUACCAGGAACAUCAGGAAGUGCUGCCCAUUGCCAACGAUUGUGGCCAUGGACCGGAACUGUCGCACAGUAGCGAGGGUCAUCAGCAGUCUUCGUACUUUAGCAGCUCGGCUUCCGGUUCCGGUUCGUACUCCAGCGAUGUGUCCAAUAGCAUCGAUACCAGCUAUGGGCCUCCGCCGCCGUCGUCGGUCGGGGAGUAUCGAACAGGUCAUCAGCUGCAAAGCAGUGGCUCAUCGGUUUCCACCUCCAGCCUCCCGGGACUCAGCGGAGGACUCGGCGGUCUCGAGCUGGUUUCCGCUCAGAAAUCCCAAAGCCUGACGAUUCCGGUCCAGGGCAAGCUGGGCUCCUACCAGUUGCAGUUCCAAUCGGCCGAUCCGCUGCAUGGCGCUGCUUCGAAUUCGGCACCACAUGAGCAGAUCCUAUCGGAAGGGCUGCUGCAGUCGAUUUUGUCGGCCAUCGAACAACCCCAGAACAACUUCCACCAGGAAGAGUCCUCCUUCGAUCCCAACAUCGACCACAGUGAGGUCUCGGUGUUCCUGAAAAGCCCCGAGGGUCAGAAGACUCUGACCGAUUCCCACAAACGAUAAAUCGGAUCCAGUUUUCGGAAUCCUUUCGGGAAGCUCAUGUUGUGUAAAAAGUUGCGUAGUCAUCCCUCGUGUGGAACCGAGAAUCGAGAUCAAUCGAGAGUGCGUGGGUGGGUGAGAUGUGGGUGGCAGGAAGAAGGAAGAUCCGACCGGUUUCCGGCAUCAAUUUUAAUUUAUUUCAUCCUCCCUUUGUGUGGGUAUGAGUGCAGUUGAAUUUCGAUGAAUGAAUGAAUCAAUGAAUGAAUAAAUAGGAAUCGAUUUUGAAAAAGUAAUUUUCUAGCAACCAAUUCAAGUUACCACAGUAUGAUAAGGAAUGCAUCGGAAGGGAAAUCGGAAAGCGGAGUGCUCAAGUGUAUUUGAAAUUCAACCAGAUUGAUAUGAAAAGACAACAACAAAACAGAUUUCGAUUAGGAACAAUUUAUUCGAUCAAAAGUUGAACUCUCAUCAAUUUGAAAUGAUUCGAACAAAUAUCGUUGCGUCGAGUGAUUGCAGUGUGUAGUUGUAAGUUGGUCAAUGCUUCUGAUGAAAAAAGCAAAUGAUUUAAUUAUUGACAACCGAAUAAACAAAACAGACAAUCGAUGAUGAUGAUUAAUUGCUAGAGUGCUGGAGCAAUCGAAUUUUGAUCAAAACAGAGUCAAAUCAGCCGGAUUGUGGGUGCAAGUGUGAUGUUGAUUCUGAUAAUUUGUGUGAAUGCGCUUGUAUUUGUGAUUGCUGCCUGAUAUUUAUUGUUUCAAUAAAAUGCGAUUGAAUAUUUGCCCGUGGUUUUGUUUUCGUGAUGUAAUUUAUUUGUCCACUUGUUCAAAUGUUUGAUUGAGUUCAAUAUUAGGCAGAUUUUAAUAUCAGGAACAACGAAACUUAAAUCGAAAACAAUAUAAGUAUGGUACAUAUAAAACAGGGCGAAUCGAGUGAAACAAAAUAAAUAAAGUAACUUUAAAAUAUGA
Molecule: messenger RNA, 3976 nt
Organism: Uranotaenia lowii
Lineage: Eukaryota; Metazoa; Arthropoda; Insecta; Diptera; Culicidae
Exons: 5
Coding region: 945-3038 (697 amino acids)
Source: RefSeq, a predicted model, not a curated record